AUGUCGACAGCACCCGCGCCCAAGCUCUCCAAGAGCAGACCCAAGACGCCGCCGUCGUCGCACCCGUUCCUCAACGCGACACCGCGCACACCGUCGUCCAAGCGCGCGACCCUCCAUGAUGAUGGGAUCGGCGCCGACGGCCUCCUCGCCACCGGCACACCCACCACCCCACACAGCACACUGCCCUCCUCCGUGUCCAUGUACCCGACCGUCAUGGGCGAUGCGGGCGUGACAGAGGCGAGCAGGUCCGAGAGCACGUCGCGCCUCACCGCCGCCGACGCCGCCAGCGUCCACAGCGCGGCCUACUCGUUCUCGUCGUCACGUCUCCUGCCUCCAAACCCCGUGUCCACACCGUUCUCAGACAUGAUGGCAUCACAUAUGCCCGGCAGCUCGCCCGACAUUCCCCCGCUCCCACCCAUGCCAGCUGACAUUGUGCGACGCGUUUCCCUGCGUGACCAUGCCGCGCGGGUCAAGUACUCGCUGAGCGAGAGCACGGAGCGGCUGCGCUCGGCGUCCCUAGAAGACGGCACUACGGAAGAAGGUUCGGUCGAGAUGCCCCCCACGCCGCCCAGCCCGUCCCCGUCCAAGCCGGAGGGCUUCGCCCCCGCCACCUGGGCCGAUGUGGUCAACCGCCACUCGACCCUCCGCCUCGCCGAUCCCCCAACCAGGCCGUCGCACAAGAUCCGGCGCGUGCGCCCGCCGACGCUGCACGACGCCGAGAUAGCAUCGACCUCGGCCGAGUCGGCGAGCCCGGUGCGCAGCCUCGCGCCUGCACCGUCGUUCAAGCGCCGCUCGCUCCGCAUCCAGCGCAUCCUCGUGCCUGGGCCUGGCCGUCCAGGCGUCACGCUGCCCGAGCACAACGCCGACAUUGACAAGGAACUGCCCCCCACGCCGCACACUGCGAGCACGAUCGGCACAAUGAGUCCCCCGGGCACGGCACGCUGGAUGUCCAGCGCAGCCAUGGCGUCCAGGGUGUCCCUUGCGGCGUGGGACGAGGACAUGCCGCCUGCAUCGGCGCCGCCUGAUGUCCCAGAGCACCCCGUUCGUGUGGCGCCACCACCACCGCCAGCCAAGUCAAGAGAGCCGUUUGCACUCCACCCUCUGCUUGUCGCCACGCAGUCACAUUCGAAGAGCAAGCACAGGAGAUCGCUAUCCAACCCCCUCGCGAUCAAGAUCCCCGGCGUUGAGACAUGGUCAGACAGCGGGCACACAUUCGGGCAUGGCAUUGAGGCGCCCGAGGGCACCACGGGCACUGGCUCCCGCCGCAGCCGCCGGUCCAACUCGAUGUCGCAGGCUGUGGCGUCGUAUGCGGCCGCCAUGCGUGAAGGUGCCAAGUCUCCGACGUCACCAACACACCGCAGCAUGGCCGACGCGUUCACCGCACUCUCGCUCGGCUCGGGAAGCGGUCACGCCGACAACCUCGCCAGCAGCCUCGGUGGUGGCCUGGGCGACACGUUUGACCGGGCCCGUAGGCUGCAGGAGGACAUUGACAAGCGCACCAGCAUCGCACAGAAUAGCCUCGAGGAGGGCAGCAGUGCCCCCGAGCGGACAAUCACCCGCUCCAAGUCUACUGGCAUGCUGCUCGGCCGCACGCGCAAGCUGCGCACGCACAAGUCGCUGAAGAUGCUUGUCCCCACUGCGAUCAAGAAGCGCAAGGGUGCUGCUCCUGGCACGCCCGAUGUGCCACUCCUCCCAGAGCGCGAUGUGGCGACGCCAACCCCGAGCAAGGAGUACAAGCGCCCUCUUCCUAAGCGCAGCGAGUCGCUGCCCCCGCGUAACACCGACUCGGAGGAGGGCGACAUCAGCCUCAUUGACCUGUCCGAGGCCCAGCAGCAGCAGCACAUCCGCACGUACCGCGACGCCGACGAGCCCUUCUUCCCAUCCAAGCCCGUCCGCCUCACGCUGCUCAACCCGCCCGAGCCUGCCGAGGACGAGACGUUCAGCGUGUACCGCCACCCCUCGGACCGCCGCCUUCUCGAGUCUGCCACCCAGUUCGUCAUCGACGAGGAGGGCAACCCCGUCUCGUUCGACUCGCUGUUCCCCGUGGAGAGGAAGGACGUCGACAAGGCCAACGCGCGCGCCAAGCGCAGCCAGCGCCUCAGCAUCAGCGAGACGCUCCCGCCCCGCACCCUCCUCUUCUUCAUCCGCUCAAUGUGGUGCGGCUUCUGCCAGGACUACACGUCGCAAAGCAUCAACAAGCUCAACCCGCAGGUCAUGGCCGCGCUCAACGUCAGGGUCGUCAUCAUCUGCAACUCGAGCUACAAGAUGAUCAAGCGCUACCGCGACCUGUUCAAGUGCCCGUUCCCGUUCUACUCGGACGAGAGCUCGCGGAUCUACAAGCUCUUCGGCAUGGUGCAGAACAACCUCAUGGUGCCGAUGCCGAUGCGCAAGGCGCCCGGUGUUCGCGAGGAGUACAACCGCAACACGCCGCCAGUGCAGAUGAUGCGCUCGUUCAAGAACAUUGCGCUGCACCUCAACAACUCGAACCCUGGCAACGUGUUCCAGAUGGGCGGCGAGUUUGUCCUCGGCCCAAACUACACAUGCGAGUUUGCGCACCGCAUGACGCUGUACAUGAACCACCUCGAGGCGCGCGAGGUCCUCGGCCGCGUGGUGGACGACGAGACGUUCCGCGACGCCGAGCGCCGCGUCCUCCACAAGGAGCAGGCGGUCAUGCAGAUCGCUGCGGGGCAGACGGCCGCCGGUCCCGCACCAGCCCCAGAGGACGUUGAGAUGUGGCGCGACUCGCGCACCGCCGAGCUCGAGCGCAUGAAGAACAAGCGCAUCCAGCGCCGCCAGAUGAGCCAGUACCUCCCUGACCCGACCGACGCCGACUCGUACGCGGCCGGCGCGGCAGGCUGGGAGUCGUACGUGGCCACCAUGGCGACCUCGCAGCGCAGCUUUGCUCAGCUCCCCUCGUCGUCUGGCGCGCAUAUCGGGUCGCUGAGCUCUGCUCCUCUUGCAGCCCGCUCGUUCACGACCCUUGAGACCGAGACGCUCGAGCUGAGCACACUGGCGACGCACUCGACGUUUGCGCCGUUCGCGCCGACCCUCGGCACCCCGUUCUCGUGCAACACGCUCUCUGACCUGCCCGAGAGCCUGUGCUCUGCCGGCUCGUCGGACCACGCCGUCGACGCGGAAGAUAUCGUCACCCCGCCGCAGGCGAUGCGCGCGAGCACCCAAACCGUCGCGAUGCUGUGGUACGACCCCGACGAGAUGUCGGGCGACAUUGGCGACCGCAAGAGCCACGUCUCGGUGCACUCGCUCGAGGAGAAGGAGUCGUCGUCGUCGUCGUCGUCUUCGGGCGGCGGCAGUGGCGACGCCACACCGCGCGCCAGCCUCAGCCUCGCCCCCAACGCCUUCCCUAUGCCCCCUCGCGCCAGCCAGGUCGGCAUGGCCAUGUAG
This is a messenger RNA of Vanrija pseudolonga, 3402 nucleotides long. RefSeq lists its product as uncharacterized. The coding region runs from base 1 to 3402 and encodes 1133 amino acids. The record is from RefSeq and is a predicted model, not a curated record. Lineage: Eukaryota; Fungi; Basidiomycota; Tremellomycetes; Trichosporonales; Trichosporonaceae. The transcript has a single exon.